Messenger RNA from Aureobasidium subglaciale EXF-2481, 201 nucleotides. RefSeq lists its product as uncharacterized. The record is from RefSeq and is a predicted model, not a curated record. NCBI's taxonomy places the organism in Eukaryota, Fungi, Ascomycota, Dothideomycetes, Dothideales, Saccotheciaceae. The transcript has 2 exons. Gene Ontology annotation, molecular function: protein binding. Bases 1 to 201 code for a protein of 66 amino acids.
AUGUCUGCACCUCAUCCAUAUCCCCACUUCAAGGACUUUUACGCCAGUAAAAGUAGAUCCGAUGUGACCCUCUGCUUUGGCGAUGAAAAGCUCUGCGCUCACAAGCUUGUCCUCGCCGGUGCCUCCGAAGUGUUUCACACAGCCUUCAAGAGCAAUUUUGCGGUCGCCACCCAAGCCGAGUACAAAAUCACAGGCUAUUGA